AUGGGCGGCGGUGCUUCGUUGGCAAAAGGGAUGGGCCUCAAAAAGGAGGGGGGCGCGGCGGAGGAACUAAAAGGAGAAAAAAGCAAAUUCUGGCACGGCUGCCCUGACAUGUCGACGGUGGCGCCCAGUGACAGCGGCACGAUUACUCCGGCGUUUCGUAUAAGCAAAAAGGAAACAUGCUUUCUCAUCGUAGCACCUCUUCUGGCGGAAGAGGUGGAGCACGCGUUGGGAAAAAAGGAACAGAAUGAUGUUCAACCGCAGCCGCAGCAGCCGCAGCAAAAUACCUCCAAAUCAGUGCGGUGGGCUUUCUACAACGACAGUAAGCAAUUGACCGUCAAAAUCACAGUAAGUUUUUUUUGUGCAACGCAAGGAUUAAGGGUGAUAAAUGAGGACGUGAAAACGGAGCAUACAGAUGACAAUUGUCUACGUGCAUCUGUCAUGGUGAGGCCGCUGGAGACCGUGGUGUUUGUUGAGGGCUUGGUGGGUGACUACUCGAUCAGGUGCGAGAUUCUUCAGUAA
Molecule: messenger RNA, 519 nt
Organism: Trypanosoma cruzi
Lineage: Eukaryota; Euglenozoa; Kinetoplastea; Trypanosomatida; Trypanosomatidae
Exons: 1
Coding region: 1-519 (172 amino acids)
Source: RefSeq, a predicted model, not a curated record